AUGGGGACCGUUGAAGAAACGUUGAAGUGCCCUGCCUGCCAGGAUUUAUUCACGGAUCCUGUGAAACUCCCAUGCAGACAUGACUUUUGUCUGACCUGCAUCCAGACUGUCUGUGAGGAAGGUCCUCUUUUCUGCCCAGAGUGUCAGAUCCUGCUACCACCCAACCUCACACUGGAGAUAGAUGCAAGCCUUCAAAGCAAAGUGAAGGAUUUCAUGAUCAAAUCAUCAACACCGGUGCUACCGACAGAAAUCAAAUCUUCUUUAACUAUCUUCUGUGACCACUGCAUAGAGACGCCAUCAGAAGCUAUUAGGACCUGCCUGACCUGUGACGCCUCACUAUGCCAAGCUCAUGCCCUGUUGCACCAGCAAAGAUCAGCACUGAGGGAGCACACUGUGGUGGAGGUGACACAGGAUCUGCUGUCUUUAAAAUGCAAAGAGCACCGUGACGAGCUAAAGCUCUUUUGCUUGGAGGAGCGAGUCCCUGUUUGCUGUUUGUGCGUCCUGAGGAUGUUGGAGACAACUGUGAAACAACUGCUGCAGAUGAGAUGCGAAGCAGAGAACGCCAUUAAGGACUUGGAGUUCAUGUAUACACAAACAGUGAUGUCUUCAGCGGACUUCAGAGAAAGAAUAUCAGACAAGUACAACAGGAUCCGAGUUGUGCUGGAUGGCGACGAGCGUCUGAUGAUGCAGAUCAUUGACGCAGAGGAGGAAUGUAUGAGCGAGUGGCUGGAAGCACAGAGAGGAAUCAUGGACGCUCGCAUCAAGGAGAUAGAUGACCUAAGAGUUUCCAGUAAACUACUCCUACAAGAAACACAUGACUUGAGCUUCAUUCAGCAAAUCACCGCACAGAAUCUGUGUGACCCUCCAAAGUUGGCACCCAUUCAGCAAAUAGACAAAGAGCUGUCUGAGCCUGACAAGCUAAGAACAAUAGAGAAGCUGGUGGAUGACCUGUCAGUGGCUCUGUCUCAGCACUUUCCCCGAAUGUGGUCCUAUCUAAGUUGUCCUGCUCUCGACUUGAAAACAGCCCACCCAAAGCUGGAGAUAUCGCAGGAUGGGAGACAAGUGUGCUGGGGAGUGCAACCUGACAGUCGGGCUCCAACCACACAGCCAUAUGAUUCCCAAUACAGUGUCUUGACUCAGAAGAGUUUUAUAACUGGACAACACUACUGGGAAGUCAUUGUACAGGAGAAACCGUACUGGCUGAUCGGUGUCACCACUGGUCCGGUCACUGGAGACGUUGGUCUGAGUCUGAGGCCUUCUGGUCUGGGUGUGAAUAAGACUUCCUGGUGCAUAUACCAUGGUGAGGGACAGUACAUGGCGUGCCAUGACACCCAGGAAAAACAGCUACAAAUUGGAAAGAAAGUCAGAAAGUUGGGCAUACUGGCAAAUCUCCCAAAGGGGGAGCUGUCGUUCUACAAUGCAGACACCGUGACCCUGCUACACUCUUUCUGUGUGGAGAGCAAAGAGCCUCUUUUCCCAAUGUUUAACCCCUGCAUUGAUGUAAAUGGACUGAACAGGCAUCCCCUGACCAUGUUUUGGAUUAAGGACCCCUGGGAUUGGAGUGUCAACACAGAUGGAGGCGACGAGUGA
Molecule: messenger RNA, 1590 nt
Organism: Phycodurus eques (leafy seadragon)
Lineage: Eukaryota; Metazoa; Chordata; Actinopteri; Syngnathiformes; Syngnathidae
Product: E3 ubiquitin-protein ligase TRIM69-like
Exons: 6
Coding region: 1-1590 (529 amino acids)
Molecular function (GO): protein binding; metal ion binding
Source: RefSeq, a predicted model, not a curated record